GAGCGAGGGAUCUGGAUUCAUUAGUCCCUUUCAGCCCUUCUUCCGUCGCCGGAAGGAAGGAGAAAAAGGAGAGAGGGUUGGAAACGAUGGAGUUUAGGCCGAGCUUCUUAUCUUGUUCGCAGGCGCAGGAUAUUGGUUCUGGGAAAGGGGACGAAGAUACUGCGGCUUUAUCUCAGAUCGACCCUUUCCUCCUGGAGGCUCUUGAAAACCCUCGUCAUCGUCUCACCGUUUUGCGAAUGGAGCUCGAAAUUAAGCAGUUCAUGCAGAACAAAGAUCAACACCAAUUUGAAUUCCAGCCCUUCCCCACCUCAUACCUCCGGUGUGCUGCGCACCGUGUCGCUCAGCACUACGGCCUACAAACAAUGUCAGUUGACAAUAUUACAGAUGGUUUUGGGAGCAGAAUAGUUGUCAGAAAAACUCCCGAGAGCGGAUAUCCGCAUAUUUUUUUGUCGGAUAUACCCUUAAAACAGCAUGAAAAUGAAAAACCCGAACAAAUUAAAAUCUUUGUCCGACGCAGACCGAGCGAAGCUUCUCUACACGAUGCAUCAGAAUCGGGUAACACAAACUCGAUGAAGACAGUUGAAGAGCGAAUGGAGGAAUACGAUAAAGCUCGAGCCCGUAUUUUCAGCUGCUCUCCUGAUCCUGCUACUAUAGGAAAUGGCCCUUAUGUUGGAGGAGAUGAGAAGGAAAGCAAGGAUGCUGCUUCGAGAAUUGCAAUCUUCAGGGAUCGAGAAAAAGAUCGAAGUGAUCCUGAUUAUGAUCGGAGUUAUGAUAGGUAUGUCUCGGGUUUUGCGCCUUGCCAUAAUAUUUCCGGGGGAGCUUCGAAUGUUCGGCAGCCGUCGCCGGUGAUGUAUGAUGGAGGCUUUUCUCAGCUGGCUUUUAGGCCUCAAGUUCCUCCCACUCUCAGUAGUUUUGGUGCCUUUUAUAUGCAGUGGCCUACACCUGCUAUGAUGUAUUCGCAGUCAUAUGAACACCUCAGGAAUGCAGUAUUUCAGGCUCCACUUUACCAGCAACCAUUGAGCAUUGAUCAUUUGCAGAACAGCUAGAAGUUGCAGGAAUGUCUCAACAGAUCUGUUCUUCUUAGUUUUCACAUCUCUACCCAAAAAAAAGCAUUGUAAGCAGGUACUUCUGAAAGACAUGUAAAUUACUAGUUUCUACCACUGAUAACUGUUUGUUUGAUAGAUUGUAUGUCAGCAUAUAUUCAUCCUUGAUUAUUUAUUU
Messenger RNA from Phalaenopsis equestris, 1221 nucleotides. RefSeq names its product R3H domain-containing protein 1-like. The transcript is spliced from 4 exons. The record is from RefSeq and is a predicted model, not a curated record. Lineage: Eukaryota; Viridiplantae; Streptophyta; Magnoliopsida; Asparagales; Orchidaceae. Gene Ontology annotation, molecular function: nucleic acid binding. Bases 87 to 1046 code for a protein of 319 amino acids.